CUCGUUUCAUUUGCCUAUCGAGGCCAUAAAUGAACAGCAUAAACGAAAAAAGCUGGUGCUGCGUAGCGUACAUGUGUUACAUGCCAAUUUUGUGCUAUAAUUAAUUUCGAUUGACACAAUAAUUACCAGUAUGUCAAUUUUGUGGUUCGGGCGUAAAUGGCUGACAGUUUUAGUUGCGCUGGCAAUUGGUUUUAUAGUAAUUGUUGCUCUCAGUGCUAAAAUUCACAAGGUUUCAUCAGUACUGGACUAUCAAAAUUACGCGCAACUCUUCGUAAGUUCUGUUGUGGAGCCCAAAGAAUUAGAAAUUGAUUGGAAAACUAUGAAUGUUACUACAUUAACUCCUGACCAAAUAAUUGAAUACUUUAAAUGGUCAAAUCAAACGUCUUGUAAACUCACACACGAUUUUGGAGGACACAUGCUUCAGAAUCCAAGCGGACUCGACGGACAGAAAGCAGUUUGCCUUGACGAUAAAAUCGCACCAAAAGCGGGCAGUUGUGUCGUCUAUUCGUUCGGAAUCAACAACGAGUGGUCUUUUGAUGAAACUAUGGAAAAUUACGGCUGCAAAGUCUAUUCAUUCGAUCCGACAAUGAAAGUAGAAACUCACAAACACAGCAAAGAUGUUAAUUUUUAUAACCUCGGCAUCGCGGAUAAGGACGACGGUGGAAAUUUUAAAACACUUUCGUCUAUUUACUCGAUGCUCAAGCUGGAUCAUGGGGAUGCCAUUAUUGACUAUUUGAAAAUUGAUAUUGAAUACAAUGAAUGGACUGUCAUCCCAAACAUAAUUCAAUCAGGGAUGUUGUCGAAAGUGAGACAGAUGGGCAUAGAAUUCCACUUGUACGCUCCCGCUACAGAAAUUAACUGGUUUUACGAUAGUGUCAAAAUCGUAAAAUCAAUCGAAGAUGCCGGAAUGGUACGAUUUGAUUCGAAAUACAACCCAUGGUUCAACGGGAUAAUGCCUGCCAUGAACAACAUGACUGAUUCUUUGGGUUACGAGAUAGCUUGGUACCAGAUCCUACCCUGAAAAUCUAGUCGAGAAUAUAUUUAAAAUAUUUCACUGUUAAACUGAAAACUGGAAUGAACUGCGAUUACGUAUAUAUCAAUAAAUAAAGAACCAAAAAAUUUGAUUUGGUAUCAUAAAAUAAUGCCUCAACUUA
Daphnia pulex (common water flea) is the source of this 1154-nucleotide messenger RNA. Its product is annotated as probable methyltransferase-like protein 24. The record is from RefSeq and is a predicted model, not a curated record. Bases 131 to 1021 code for a protein of 296 amino acids. The transcript has a single exon. NCBI's taxonomy places the organism in Eukaryota, Metazoa, Arthropoda, Branchiopoda, Diplostraca, Daphniidae.